AUGGGAAAAAAGAACCGCAGUGAUGAUAAGGCUGGUGAAUUGAAAAUAUGUGCAAUGUCGACUGAAUUGAGUGAUGAAUUGAAACGAUUUCGAUUCAGCAAGAAGCGUUCAACGAAUGCAUUGAUAUUGAAAAUAGAUUCAGUGAAGCAGCUUAUCGCGUUGGAUAAGAAACUUGAAGACUGUACUCCAGAGGAGAUUAGGAAUGAACUACCAUCUCAGCAACCACGAUAUGUUGUAAUUAGCUAUGAGCACACUCAUGAUGAUGGUCGCCUAUCAUAUCCAUUAUAUCUUGUUCUUUACAGUCCCUCAGGUUGUAAUCCCCGGUUGCAAAUGAUGUAUGCUGGUAGCAGAAAUAGCCUUGCCAAGGAGUGUGGACUUAAUAAAAACUUCGAAAUUCGAGAAGCAGAUGAAUUAACAAAAGAGUUGCUGGAAUCGAGAAUGUAA
Thelazia callipaeda (thelaziosis nematode) is the source of this 444-nucleotide messenger RNA. Lineage: Eukaryota; Metazoa; Nematoda; Chromadorea; Rhabditida; Thelaziidae. The record is from the annotation of a GenBank genome assembly.